This is a messenger RNA of Sebastes umbrosus (honeycomb rockfish), 2983 nucleotides long. It is a transcript of the gene srrm4, whose product is annotated as serine/arginine repetitive matrix 4. Gene Ontology annotation, molecular function: mRNA binding. Bases 613 to 2478 code for a protein of 621 amino acids. Gene Ontology annotation, biological process: mRNA processing; neuron maturation; regulation of RNA splicing. Gene Ontology annotation, cellular component: nucleus. The record is from RefSeq and is a predicted model, not a curated record. Lineage: Eukaryota; Metazoa; Chordata; Actinopteri; Perciformes; Sebastidae. The transcript has 13 exons.
UCCAUUCCCACUCACACACACUCUCCGACGCACAUUCACGCCUGCCCUCAGAACACGCCGCGACACUUGCCUCGACACCUGCUCGGCGCUCAGCCGGUGCGCGUGGGUGAGCAAUCAUCUCUAUACCAAAACACUGCACUCCAGCAACAAGAAAAAAUCACUCUCACUCCUCAGGACUGAAACAUGCUGCGUCUCUAAGUGAGUGAUUCUGUGUGAGGCUGCCGACUGGGAGGACAAAAAGGAGCGCUCCGACUCCCAACCCCGACCCCCGUCCCAAAAAGGCAGCAGAUGUGACAGAAGAGGAGAGGCGGAGAGAAAGAAACACAAUCCCCCCUACCCCUCCUUCCCUCAUCUGGGAGAACAAUACCCAGCCUCCAGUUGGAGAGGGUCAGCUUUUGUCCCUCUCCCCACGCUCCCGCUGAAGAGCAGACAGACGCGCUGACACAUUGACCUGCUGCUGCUGAGAGGAGAGGACGGUGCAAAACAGUUGCUGCGCUUUGCACGGUUUUUGAUUCAGUACUUGGACAGCUCCUGAGCGACAACCAGCGCGAGUGUGUGUUUCCAUGAGUGUGUAGACUCUUGUUUUGGUUUGGAGACCCAAGAGAACCAGAGAUGGAGCCCCCGUGCUCGCUCCAGCUCGGCCCCUGUGGCCCCUCUCCAUCCCUGGGAUCGCAGAGCAGCACUGUCAGCUUCCAGCAUCUGGAAGAGAAGCGGCUCUUUGAGAAGUUUUGGAAGGGGACGUUCAAGGCUGUGGCCACCCCGAGACCGGAGAGCGUCAUCGUGGCCAGCAUCACCGCCUGCAGGAGGGUGACCAACCUUGAGACAACUGCCUGCCAGCCCUUGAAGACUGAUGAGAGGAAGGUGGCGGACACCAGGGUGGACACAGCGGACAGGAAUGGCUGCAUCAAAGGAAAAGGACGCAAACACCACAGUCAUCGCAGGGCCAGGAGCCCCUCCUUUGAUGAGGAACUCUCCCCUCGGCCCAAGGGGAAGAAGAAGAAGAGAAAGUCUGAACGGAAGAGGAAAAGGAAAAGGUCUCCUUCCUACAGCCUGUCGCCACUGAGGAAGAAGAAAAAGAAGAAGAAGAAGAGCUCUAAGAAACGAAGGCGGCAUAGGUAUACCUCCAAAAAGUCAAAACACAGCUCUUCAAGUUUAAAACAUAAGAGGAAGGAUGAGCGCAAGCACAAGAAAAGUUCACGGACUCACUCACGGCGGAGGCGACGCUAUCGGAGGUCAGAGUCGGACAGCUCUUCUUACCAAUCUUCCACAGAGGACAGACACCAUCUGCAGAAAUCUGUGGUGCAUCAGGCAUUAGGAGGCCUGGCAGCUGUAGUAGAGGAAACCAACGGAGUGCUUGACCACACGGACAUGAAGUGGAGACCUGCAACCAAAUCAGUGUGUAAAACGGCUCCAAAAUAUCGCUCCAUCCUCUCAACCGCCACCAUUUUGUCGUCAAAACCCGGAAGCGAGCUUUUGCACGGAAGCGGGUCUCAGCAAUUAUCGAGCCAGACCGACGCUCCGCACGAUUACGAUUCUGGGAAUGACACAUCCUCGCCGCCGUCAAGCAAAGCUGGUGUUUUUCAGGCGAGUGUCACUGACAGCAAGAGGAACCACUGUAAACGUCUGGCCUCGCCAGAGAAGCUCAAGUUCACUGACAGAGACAAUGCCUCUGAUUCAGGAAACUCUGUGACCAGCUACGCUUCCCUGUGCAAACCUUAUGUGGAGGACGGCUUGUCUGCGACCCUGUUCAGUGGAAACGGCAAGAGAGAGCAGAUAACCUUGGGGUGUCGGGUGGAGGUUGUGAGAUCUGCAAAGACUUCCAGCUGUUCCCAGAGGAGGAGACGGUCGUCUCGAAGGCGACUGAAAACCCGGUCAUCCAGCAGCAGGAGCAGGAGCAGAUCCUCAGGGAGUUCCAAAUACUCCGGGCGCUACUCUCGAAGCCUGUCGCUGUCAUCUUGCAGCUCGUACUCACGCUCACCGAGUUAUUCAGCUGAUCUGAGGAGGCGAGGUAGCGUGGCCAGCCUGAGCUCCAGAGGAAGCUACUCCAGAUACAGUGCUGACAGACUACGAGACAGAAAGAGAACACAUAGUUCCAGAGAGACAGAUGUGAAGCAUGCACAUAAGGUUAGUGGGAAGAGACAAAGACGCAAAUCCUACUCUCCUAUGAAGAAAAGAAGGAGAGACUCACCCAGCCAUCUGGAAGCACGCCGAAUCACAAGUGCCAGGAAGCGACCCAUCCCUUACUUCCGACCCAGCCCUUCCUCCAGCAGUCGCUCCACCAGCGUGUCGUCCUGGAGCAGCCUCUUCACCCGAAGCCGCAGUCGCAGCCCCAUCCACAGCAUCAGCCGCAGCCGGAGCCACAGUUACUCCUCCUACAGGAGCUACAGCCGCAGCUCCUCCUGGAACUCAAUCUUUGGCAGCCGCAGUCGCAGCCGGAGUCGCGGUUCGUUGAACAAACGCCACAAAACCAGGCAUUAGGUUUGUGAGAGCACAUUAAGGGAGUGGAGCUCCAGGUUGAGAGCAGGGGACGCUGGAUGUUGGAGCAAUCGACUGAGUGCGUCUCCGCGCUCCGCUUUGACGCUUGAGUGGAAAUGUCUCCGCAGGGGUCCGACCACGUCUUUCAUUGAGGCAGUGUUGUUCACUCUGCUCACAGAGACCACUGGAGACUGAAUGUCUUCUUGUUUGUUUGUUUUGUUUCGUGUACUGCAUCCUCUUGCAUCAGCGCUCACAACGGCCUGAGACUGUUCAUCUCUGAGAUAUUUACAAUAGAAACUGCACAUAAAACAGACACAGUGUUCAACUCACAUCGCUGUUCCCUAUUUUUGAGUCCAUGCACUUCCCAUUAAAUCAUUCUCUUAAGUUGAUGCUUUAAAAUGAUCUUAAUAUUUAUUUUUAAAGGGACUGUUUGUAAAUUCUUACACGUAUAAAUCGACCGGGUCGGGAUCCCGUGCGCGCUGGAGUCUCUGCUCCUCUGCCUGCUUGC